GACAGCUCUGCCUCUUGCCUUCCCAGUGUGCUCUCUGAUCUGCCUCCAGAACCACCGCCAUGUCCAGCCGCGGGGGGAAGAAGAAAUCCACCAAGACCUCACGGUCCGCCAAGGCGGGGGUCAUCUUCCCUGUGGGGCGCAUGCUCCGGUAUAUCAAGAAAGGCCACCCCAAGUACAGGAUCGGAGUGGGGGCGCCCGUGUACAUGGCUGCCGUCCUGGAGUACCUGACAGCCGAGAUCCUGGAGCUGGCUGGCAACGCGGCGAGGGACAACAAGAAGGGACGGGUCACGCCCCGGCACAUCCUGCUGGCCGUGGCCAAUGAUGAAGAGCUAAAUCAGCUGCUCAAAGGAGUCACCAUAGCCAGCGGGGGAGUGUUGCCGAACAUCCACCCCGAGCUGCUAGCGAAGAAGCGUGGGUCCAAAGGGAAGCUGGAAGCCAUCAUCACUCCACCCCCGGCCAAAAAGGCCAAGUCUCCAUCCCAGAAGAAGCCCGUGUCCAAGAAGGCGGGAGGCAAGAAAGGGGCCCGGAAAUCCAAGAAGAAGCAGGGAGAAGUCAGCAAGGCGGCCAGCGCAGACAGCACGACCGAGGGCACGCCCACCGAUGGCUUCACGGUUCUCUCUACCAAGAGUCUCUUCCUCGGCCAGAAGCUGAACCUUAUUCACAGUGAAAUCAGUAAUUUAGCCGGCUUUGAGGUGGAGGCCAUAAUCAAUCCUACCAAUGCUGACAUUGACCUUAAAGAUGACCUAGGGAACACGCUGGAGAAGAAGGGCGGCAAGGAGUUUGUGGAGGCUGUUCUGGAACUCCGGAAAAAGAACGGGCCCCUAGAAGUAGCUGGAGCUGCCAUGAGUGCCGGCCACGGCCUGCCCGCCAAGUUUGUGAUCCACUGCAACAGCCCGGUGUGGGGCGCAGACAAGUGCGAAGAACUCCUGGAGAAGACGGUGAAGAACUGCUUGGCCCUGGCCGACGACAAGAAGCUCAAGUCCAUCGCGUUUCCAUCCAUCGGCAGCGGCAGGAACGGAUUCCCGAAGCAGACGGCUGCCCAGCUCAUCCUGAAGGCCAUCUCCAGCUACUUCGUGGCCACCAUGUCCUCCUCCAUCAAAACGGUGUACUUCGUGCUCUUCGACAGCGAGAGCAUAGGCAUCUACGUGCAGGAGAUGGCCAAGCUGGAUGCCAACUAGCCAGAGCCGGGCUCCCCGAGCCCUGGCCAGAGGAGAAGAGCCGCCCCCCGUACCCCGCUUCGGUGGGGCCCAGGGGGUGGGGUCCCCUUCCCUUUUCAGUUUUGCUCAUCUAGGAAAAUUAAGGUUUUGGUUUCCAGUUUUACUUGUUUUCGCCCCUCUGAAAUGUUUUUACGUUAGCACUGAUAGUUGGCAUUGCUGUUGUGAGCACUGUGCGGACCGUGUCUGACUUUAGCGUAACCUAGGAGGUUCUUCUAGUUUGGUUUUAAUGAGCCCUGAUUGGCGCAGAGCAGCGCGGGGGGCGGGCCCCGGCAGUCCCCCGUGCCGAAGCCCUCCCCCUCGGCGACGUGUUGUGGUGCUUCCGCACACCCGUGGCGUUCUUUUUUUACCUAGGUUGUUGUUUUUCUUUUCCCUCCCCACCCCCCCCCAGAAACAAAAAUCAUGAAGUUUGCAACAGACCUGAUUUCCUGUUUACUUUUUUGUCUUAAUGAUUUGAAAAAAUGGGGAAAAAAAAGUUUUUAAAGGCACAACAAACACGUGUUGUCCUUCCUUAUAUUUGCAAUCUGGAAUUUGUGUGAACUGGUUUAGUAAAAUGUCAAAACUGUUGUUAACGAC
Messenger RNA from Dipodomys ordii (Ord's kangaroo rat), 1790 nucleotides. Its product is annotated as core histone macro-H2A.1. Gene Ontology annotation, molecular function: DNA binding; protein heterodimerization activity; structural constituent of chromatin. Gene Ontology annotation, biological process: nucleosome assembly. Bases 60 to 1178 code for a protein of 372 amino acids. Lineage: Eukaryota; Metazoa; Chordata; Mammalia; Rodentia; Heteromyidae. Gene Ontology annotation, cellular component: nucleosome. The transcript is spliced from 8 exons. The record is from RefSeq and is a predicted model, not a curated record.